Molecule: messenger RNA, 2018 nt
Organism: Dendronephthya gigantea
Lineage: Eukaryota; Metazoa; Cnidaria; Anthozoa; Malacalcyonacea; Nephtheidae
Product: fibrinogen beta chain-like
Exons: 8
Coding region: 192-1802 (536 amino acids)
Molecular function (GO): oligosaccharide binding
Source: RefSeq, a predicted model, not a curated record
UAAGGUCUUACAGAUUAAAAAAAAAUCGCGCCCUUGGUAAUCUGUUUGGUUUUGGAAAAAAUGUUUGCACUGACCACCAUUCCGGGAUUGGAGACGUGAAAUUUGUUAAAGAUGUCUUGACUGACACCAUCGUCACCACAAAAUUCAAUUGUUCAAAAUUUGGACAUGACAGUCGAUUGAGCUGGCCAAGGAUGAAUAAAUGUCUUAAAAAGGAAUGCCCGAAUGGUUAUGCAUUUGAAGGUGAAUUUCCUCACAGGUUGGAUGACCAUGGGUCUUUCAGUUACAGCGCAAACUCGGAGUAUUCCGGUAUCACCCACGACGCCACUGCUUUUGUUGGUUGCCACUCUCGCAAGUGUUGCGCAUGUUUUGGUCCCAAAGGUGGAAGAGGUCAUUAUUGCGCUAACAGAUGCGAAAAGAAGAAUGGUGGGAUUGUUUUAAGAGGUCGGAUUCAGGUCUGGUAUUGGAUCAGAACACGAACGCCAGAACGCAAGUGGAAAAGAUGUAUGGAGUUCAAGAUGAAGACACCAGCGGGGAAAUUCGUAACAUAUCAUAUCGACAGACGUACUGGUGUUGCUCAGAAGGGUACAUGUUCAAAGCAAUUUGAUGCACUCUUGAAUGAAGGUACAAUUUUGGUAAACGACAAAGAAAGUCUUAACAAUCUUCCACCAGUGCCAGGAAUGAUUUCAUUUCGGAAGGACAACGAUAAACUUUACGUGAACAAAGAGGAUGGAUGGGAUGAAAUAGGAAGCGAAGAAGCGACUAAAAAUUUAACAGCAAAAAUUUUCCAGCGAGAUUUUCGUGUUCGAAAACUGAUGAAAAAUCUAAAUACAAGCCUGCGAACACUCUUUAACAAAAACUCUCAACAAGACUCCCAAACCAAACGCCUGAAGACGAGCAUAAAUACAACCUUCAAGAGAUUUAGCGACAAAAAUUCACGGCAAGAUGCACUAGUUCAAAGCCUGGUAGCAAAUCUGAGUUUAAGUUUGCGCUUCCUCAACAAUACGAAUUCUCAACAAGACUUUAAAGCUCAACGUCUGGAGACGAGAUUUGGUGAGAAACAUUCUGAGCAAGAUGCACGAGUUCAAAAUCUCGAGAGAAAUAUAACUUUGACGUGGAAAAGUAUGGAAGACAAGUUGAAAAAAAUUGAAGAAAAAAUGAGCGUCAUCUUGCGAGCAUCUUGUAAAGAUAUCUUGGCAAGAAAUAAAUUCACAGCAUCAGGAGUCUACUGGAUCCAGCCUGCAGCCAACAAGCAAUUGCAAGUGUACUGUGACAUGAAAACCCACCGGGGAGGCUGGACCUUGGUUUACAACUACGGCUUUACAAAUUACACUGAUUUUAAAUCGAGCGAGAAUGCCGUAACCCCCCGUCCAAACUGGCCUGAGAAUAGUGCCAACACUCCAAUCUCAACCACUCCCCCGCUCAGCGAGUCACUGCAUAGCCUCGGGGCCGUAGACUGGAAACUUUGGAAGAAUAUUGGUCGAGAGAUAAUGAUUAAGUCAAAUAUCAAUGAUUGGAUUGUAUGUAAACCACAUGGUCAUUAUGGUGGGAGUAUGGUCAUAAGGAAAGAAGGUUCGAUCAGAUGCCGAAAUAUCGAGAGUGUGGCCACCGCCUGUCGUAAUCGUGCACCGGAUAAUAUUCUCUGGCGCUCCGAAGGGCCGGCUCUUUGCGCUUCCUCCUUGCGGUAUUAUUUUUUUGAUGGAGACACGCAUAAUAGCUGGCCAACACAUGAUCCCUGCGGGCGAACACGCCUAAACCAAAAGCAAGGAGUCUCCAAUCCGGGUGGACAAAUCUAUAUUCGAUAGAAGCUACCACACCUUCGUUCCUGCAUGCAUAGUAGCAUAAUUUUGACUUCUAAAAUGUGUUUAACAAUGACUCACAGAAGGGAAUGGUUGUUUUAGUAUAAUUAGAGUUGUUUUUUUAAAAAAACAUAUUUGUUGUAAAAAAUGCAAUUUAAACCAACGUGAACAAAUAUCUUAAACAAAUAAUUUUUCCGACGAUUUAAAUAAAAUAAUGUUUUA